This is a messenger RNA of Venturia canescens, 2737 nucleotides long. RefSeq lists its product as uncharacterized. The transcript is spliced from 6 exons. Bases 173 to 1504 code for a protein of 443 amino acids. NCBI's taxonomy places the organism in Eukaryota, Metazoa, Arthropoda, Insecta, Hymenoptera, Ichneumonidae. The record is from RefSeq and is a predicted model, not a curated record.
AACCUUCGCGUCUAAUUCUUGCCUCUCCAGGGGGAGAGACCACUCGUGAAUAACAACUUCAUCUUCCUCGCAUUCCCGUUCACUUAUUUAUCUGUUAAAAGUUACCGGAACAAGUGCUGUUUUUUUUCAUUAUAAAUCAGUGAACGUCGUCGAACGAUUUAACUCUUCUAAUAUGCCGGUGCGGAGUAUCAUGUGGCGGAUUCUCAUCGCUGCUUUUUUCACGGUCGUCGCGACCAUGGCUCAGGAUUACGAAGUUUCGGAUAUACAGUGCAGUGGUGCAGGCUCCGCUACAGAUUUACUGACCGCCAAAAUAAAACGGCCCGUGGGAUUCCGAGGUACGCCGCUAUUCGCCGAUGACAGAUCGGCCGAUCCACUCGUCGAUAUCAAUUGUCAAAUAAGACCAGAUCCGAGUGACCCCCAAGAGGACAAUUAUUUUCUCAAAGUCACGGAUUUCACACGCUGCGGAAUCCUCAAAAGAAAUGGUUUCAUUCAUCUGAGAAUCUGGUUCCCGGCAUUUCCGGGAGUCGUUAUGCUGGCCGAUCAAGAGCUCAUUUUGAUGUGCAGACCACCGGAGCCCACUUUGUUGAGACACAAAGCUGCAGGCUUCGCUGGAACGUUCCCUCACGGAGCGAGAGUUUCGGGCGUGGUUGAAGAAACUCCGGGACGUUUGGAGUACGAGGUCGCAUUGUAUCGCGAAGCGACCGGAAAUGUCUCCGAUUCGACGUCGAGUUCUCAAGCAGUUGAUCAGGCAGUUCCGAUCGGUACGAAAUUGCAAUUGCGGGCUCGUAUAAGCGCCGAAAGUGCUUGGAGCUACAUUAAAUUGAUAGAAGUCACCGUCAGCCCGGACCCCGAUCAACCUCACGCUUCUGGCAGCGUCGUACUUGUGAAGGAUGGCUGUCGUAACCGGGACUUUGCCUCGAUUAUACCGCAUCAGCCGGCACGUUAUCGUGAAAAAAAGAACGAAGUUUUUCUCGACUUUGAAGCUUUCUUGCUCAGUUCCAUGAGAGAAAGAUCGACACUCUGGAUACACUCGCAGAUCAAAGCUUGCAUGGAACCCCACGAUUGUCAGCCGGAUUUCUGCCUGGAUCUGUUCGAGCCUUCCGGUCAUGGAAAGCGAAAGCGUCGCAACCCCGAACGUGAGAUCGACACUUCGGAUAAUUAUUUGCCUCGUAGCGAGCGCUUAGUAAAGAAAUACAACGAUUCGACUCAAUAUACCAAAUUCAAGGAAAACAUCGAGUACACGGUUAUGAUGCCGAGCGACUUGUACGAUAAAGUUGCGGCGGGUUUGGAGGGUAGUUGCGGAAAUUUCCUGUACGUUGCGACUGGCCUUGGUGGUCUUCUCGCGAUAUCGGCUUGUAUAAUGUGUUAUCUUGCUUCUCGCCUACACAAUUUGGCGACGAGCGUACCAGCGCAGAGUAAAACUAUCGACGAGCUCGUGCGAGAACGAGCGAGAAAAUACUGCGAAGCCAUUCCUGCUUACACAGGCAGAUCGAUGGUCCAAUAGCUUCCUUUCUAAUCCAUCCAUUCGUCAGAUAGUUCAUUACGAUUAUUGACGAUUACUCAAUAACUAAAAUAAUUGUAUCAAUUAUUGUAAUAAUUAAUUAUCAGAAAUCUUGUAAUUAAUUAUUAUGAUAGCUCUUCAUUGUUUAUGUAUUUAUUUAUUUAUUUAUUUAUUUAUUUAAUUUUAAAGAAGAAGGAUCGGUUGAAGAUUAUCAAUGUCUCUUCGAUCGACCCUGAAAUUCUCAACGAAAGUCGAACAAGGGUGUAUUGAUCGGAGCUCGAAGAAAUGACGAAAUUAUUGCGAAAGUAAUUUUCUCCGAAGCUCUAAACGGACUCGAAAACGACCCCAAUUUUUUGGUGUUGACAUAUUUUUGAAACUUCUCCAAAAUUAUGUUUAAUUUCAAUCAUCAAAUGGUUCUUUGUUUUGCAUGGUUCUCUUCGUUACUCAAAAAUUAUACAAGAAUGUAACAAUAUAUUUUUAAUCAAUAUUCACAAAUUAUUAUCUCAAAGGACCGUUACGAAAGAGUCCGCACGUUUCUGGAUCUCAAUAAGAUACCGGUGAGAAGUUCGGGGGCAUUUUCGACCCCGUUUUUAUGUUUCGAUGUUCGGAGAAUGUCUUGGAUUAAAACCAAAAAACGUAAAUUAACAGCGGUAGAAAUACAAGAAAAAAAAAAAAUAGGAAAAUUUGGUUGUCGUACUUAUUGAUAAAUGUAUCAAUGGUUAAAUUUGUGAGGACGGAAGCGAAGAAUGGAGAGCAUUAUUAUACUGUUGAAACAUAUAUUUGCAUUUUUGAAGACCCCGAUAGGUACAUCCUCGAUCGCAAAGCGACUUGCAAUUUGAAAAAAAUGCUACUCGACACAUCUAUUUGUUAAUCUUUCUAGUAAUUUUAUUACAUUAUCUAAUAAUUACGAUGUUUUGGUGCGCUAGAGGGCAGUGCUAUGACGUGACCUGAAAACAACUUUGAUGUAGUAUCGUUUAUAUUGUAUCGCUCGGUAUAUUUCUACGAAUGAAUAUUAUUGGAUCUUGAUUGGGCCGAGUAAAUCGAGGCACUUUCGGAUUUCUGGGGCAAUGGUUAAAGGCAUGAUUUCGCGGAUAAUAUUUACGUCACACACUUUGUACAUAUAAAAUAAACAAGAUCAUUUUUUAUAUUUUUCCUUUGUUUUUUUAACGCUUCGCACAGCGAUUCAUAAUCCCACAGAUUUUCCAAUUAUUAAUUAUAUCGCCUCAAUGGAGAAAA